Exophiala aquamarina CBS 119918 is the source of this 933-nucleotide messenger RNA. RefSeq names its product D-amino-acid oxidase. Lineage: Eukaryota; Fungi; Ascomycota; Eurotiomycetes; Chaetothyriales; Herpotrichiellaceae. Bases 1 to 933 code for a protein of 310 amino acids. The record is from RefSeq and is a predicted model, not a curated record. The transcript has 3 exons. Gene Ontology annotation, molecular function: FAD binding; D-amino-acid oxidase activity.
AUGGGCUUCAGUGUCUCGGUUCGUGGGACGCAGGCGGCAGAGUGGGAUAAGAACACAUGGGGUCCGCUAGAAGAGCUUGCUCGGAACCAUCCGGAAGCUGGUGUUCAUUUCCAAGAAUGCGAAAUACAGAACCGUUCGAAAGAUGUCGGUUCUGCAACGGCUACCUGGUUCGCCGAGUUAUUGUCGCCAAACCCAUGGUUUAAAGGCGUGGUUCCAAAUUUUCGUCCAGUUCCCAAAGAAGAACUCGGAGCUGGUGUUGAUUCCGCAACACGGUUCACGUCCGUUUGUAUCAACACAGCUAUAUACCUGCCGUGGCUCGUCUCGCAAUGUUUGAAGAAUGGAGUCAUCUUCAAACGUGCAGUGUUCAAGCAUAUCUCAGAAGCCAGUCUGGCUCAGAUUCAUCCCGGGGAAAAGGUCGACUUGGUAGUGAACUGCACCGGCCUCUUGGCAUCGAGACUCGGUGGCGUUGAGGAUCAUUCUGUCGUGCCCGCGCGGGGACAGAUCGUACUCGUUCGAAACGAGGCUGGAAAGAUGUUGGAUAUUUCAGGGACUGAUGACGGGGAUAGUGAAGCUUGCUAUAUCAUGACCAGAGCAGCUGGCGGUGGUACUAUCUUGGGCGGCUCAUACCAAAAGGGCAAUUGGGAAUCUCAGGUUGACCCCAGCCUUGCAGUGCGUAUUAUGAAGAGGGCUGUGGAGUUAUGCCCAGCCCUCACUGGCGGCAAGGGAAUUGAGCACUUGGAUAUCAUCAGGCAUGGAGUUGGACUGAGACCGGUACGCGAAGGCGGCGCAAGAAUCGAGAAGCAGCGCAUCAACAAUGUGUGGGUGGUGCACAACUACGGCCACGGCGGCGCCGGAUACCAAUCGUCGUAUGGCUGCGCAGAGGCCGCUGUCAAACUCGUCCAAGAGGCAUUGAGCCCGAAAGCCAACUUGUAG